This is a messenger RNA of Aegilops tauschii subsp. strangulata, 3414 nucleotides long. Its product is annotated as wall-associated receptor kinase 2. Gene Ontology annotation, cellular component: plasma membrane. Gene Ontology annotation, molecular function: ATP binding; polysaccharide binding; protein serine/threonine kinase activity. Gene Ontology annotation, biological process: protein phosphorylation; cell surface receptor signaling pathway. Lineage: Eukaryota; Viridiplantae; Streptophyta; Magnoliopsida; Poales; Poaceae. The record is from RefSeq and is a predicted model, not a curated record.
CGUCCUAAGCAAUUUAGCCAUGCCACUCCUAGUACGAACCCUGCAGCUCCAUCUACUUGCCUUCCAUGCCGCGCUCGUCGUUAACGCCAUAUCCGGCGUGCCGGCAUCACCCAAGCCGAACAAUUGCCCUGACAGGUGCGGGGACGAGCAAAUCCCUUACCCAUUCGGCGUUGGCACCGGGUGCUCUCUGUCGCCCGAAUUCGACCUCACCUGCAACGAGACGACGACUCCUCCCACCCUGCUCACCGGCGAAGCCAAGGUCACCAACAUCACGCUGGAGACGGCGCGGCUGGUCAUCUACACCCACCUGACCUAUAGCUGCGAUGUGCCGACCAGCAACACUACGACCGACCACAUGACCACCAGCAUGGCCCUCAACGUCGCCACCCCGUUCCUGCUCUCGCCGUCCGAGAACAUGUUCACGGCCGUCGGUUGCAGCUUGACGGCAAGGAUCAAGGGCCGCGGCAAGAGCUCCUACCUCACUGGCUGCAUCACGACCUGCGCCAGGGUGAAUGACACCGGUGACGACGGCACGCCCUGCAGCGGGCACGGCUGCUGCCAGGCCUCGUUAACUCCUAACCUCACCGAAGUCAGCGUCAAGUGGGAGAACAGGCGAGGCAGAAGUCCUGUGGCUGACAACCUGUGCCAGUAUGCUUUCGUCGCUACCAAAGGCUGGUACAGUUUCAGCAAAAAUGACCUGAUUGGGAAUAUGACAUUCGCCAAUAGACUUGGAAGCGGCCCUGUUGUUCCAGUUGUUCUUGACUGGGCAGUUAGGGAUGGGACAUGCCCCCCGACUUCCGAGGGUAACGGCAAGGAAAUUGUUCCUAACGGUGCCGCCUGUGUUAGCAGUCAAAGCUAUUGUGUAAAUGCAAGUAAUGGAGCACCGGGCUAUUUCUGCAAUUGCUCCACGGGAUACACCGGUAAUCCAUACAAAAAAAAUGGGUGCACAAAUAUUGAUGAGUGCGCAUUACGACGAUCACCAAAUUCCACAAUGUACGAGAAUAUCUAUCCUUGCCGUGGAGGGACAUGCCACGAUACCGAAGGUGAUUAUGAGUGUAAGUGUAAUUUCGGACGAAGAGGAGACGGCAAGAGUGACAAAGGUUGUGAACCCGUAUUGUCCAGACCUGCAGUCGCAGUGAUAGGAACAAUUGGCGCAAUCGCAUUACUGUUCAUGCUAGUAAUAUUUUUGCACAUGGAGCGAGAGAACAGGAAGCUGAGGGACCGAUUCAACAGGAAUGGCGGGUCGUUCCUCAAGAGCGCCGGGAUCGAGAUCUUUACCAAGGACAAGUUGGGUCGCAUCACAAACAAGUACAGCUGCAUCAUUGGCAAAGGUGCCUUCGGUAAGGUCUACAAGGGGACCACCGACGCCGGCGUUGUUGUUGCUGUGAAGCGCUCCAUCAUCGUCAACAAGGACCGGCAGAAGGAUUUCGCGAAUGAGAUCACGGUCCAAUCCAAGAUCAGCCACCCAAACCUGGUCCGGCUCAUGGGUUGCUGCCUGGAGACGGAGGUGCCCAUGUUGGUCUACGAGUUCAUCCCCAGAGGGAGCCUUCAGGACGUGCUUCACGGAAACGACCACCCUCUCCCACUGGAAACACGCCUCGACAUUGCCAUCAGCUCCGCUGAGGGGCUCGAUUACAUGCACUCGCAGAGCCAGAUGGUCCUCCAUGGUGAUGUCAAAUCUGGCAACAUCCUCAUCGACGACAGCUUCACGCCCAAGGUGUCGGACUUUGGGACGUCCAGGCUCAUGUGCAUCGACAAGGACCACACCAACUGGGUGGUCGGGGACAGCAGCUACAUCGACCCCGUGUACAUGAAGACCGGGCUGCUCACCGCUAAGAGCGACGUGUACAGCUUUGGUAUCGUGCUGCUGGAGCUCGUUACCCGAAAGAAGGCUAGGUACGGGCAGAAUCGUAGCCUUCCGAUGGACUACGUCAAGGCUUCCAAGGAUGGCACGGCAAGGCAGCUAUUUGAUGAGGAGGUUUCAGCCAAUGUUGAGGAGAACAUGGAGUCCCUCGAGGAGAUUGGCAAGAUUGCAGUGAAGUGUCUUGAGGAAGACGUGAAUAACAGGCCUACCAUGGGAGAAGUCAGGAAGGAAAUUGAAAAGUGUAAGACACAAUGGUUGCGAAGCCAGGGGAGGGCAAAUGAGGUAAUCCCCUAUGCUCGAUCUCUGGCCAUCUUGAAACAAAAUCGAACUACAUAUGCAUACGUCAUGUGCUUGCAAUUGCAUGCAGGAACAAUCGGCGCAAUCGCAUUACUGUCCGUGCUAGUAAUAUUCUUGCAUAUGGAGCGAGAGAACAGGAAGCUGAGGGACCGAUUCAAUAGGAACGGCGGGUCGUUUCUCAAGACCGCCGGGAUCGAGAUCUUCACCAAGGAGAAGCUGGACCGCAUCACAAACAAGUACAGCUGCAGUAUCGGCAGAGGCGCCUUCGGCAAGGUCUACAAGGGGACAACCGACACUGGUACUGUUGUUGCCGUGAAGCGCUCCAUCAUUGUAAACAAAGACCGGCAUAAGGAUUUUGCGAACGAGAUCACGGUCCAAUCCAAAAUCGACCACCCGAACCUGGUCCGGCUCGUGGGCUGCUGCCUAGAGACGGAGGUGCCCUUGCUGGUCUACGAGUUCGUCCCCAAAGGGAGCCUUCAGGAUGUGCUUCACGGCAACAACGACCCUCUCCCGCUGGAAACACGCCUCAACAUUGCCAUCAGCUCCGCCGAGGGGCUCGAUUACAUGCACUCGCAGAGCCAGAUGAUCCUCCACGGCGACGUCAAAUCCGGCAACAUCCUCCUCGACGACAGCUUCACGCCCAAAGUGUCGGACUUUGGGACGUCCAGGCUCAUGUCCAUCAACAAGGACCACACCAACUGGGUGGUCGGGGACAGCAGCUACAUCAACCCCGUGUACAUGAAGAUCGGGCUGCUCACCGCUAAAAGUGACGUGUACAGCUUCGGUAUCGUGCUGCUCGAGCUCGUCACCCGAAAGAAGGCUAGGUACGGGGAGAAUCGUAGCCUUCCGAUGGACUACAUCAAGGCUUCCAAGGAUGGCCCAACAAGGCAGAUGUUCGAUGAUGAGGUUUCAGCCAAUGUGGAGGAAAACAUGGAGUGCCUCGAGGAGGUUGGCAAGAUCGCGGUGCAGUGUCUCGAGGAAGACGUGAAUAACAGGCCUACCAUGGGAGAAGUCAAGGAGAAACUUGAAAAGUGCAAGAGCCAAUGGUUGCAAAACCAGGGGAAGGCAAAUGAGGUAAUCCCCUAGUCUUAAUUAGCUGGUACGUAAGGUGUAACCCUGAGUUGAACUUUGUAAGUAGCCAAUUUCUUUUCGUUGAUGUAGUCUACUGCAGUUAUAACUUGCAUAUGCUUUCUCCAGUGUGUGAUGUACUUGUGCUUGCUAUGCAAUUGCAAUAACUUACUGUGUGUGACUAA